Messenger RNA from Ziziphus jujuba (common jujube), 2879 nucleotides. RefSeq lists its product as uncharacterized. Bases 268 to 2733 code for a protein of 821 amino acids. The record is from RefSeq and is a predicted model, not a curated record. The transcript has 11 exons. NCBI's taxonomy places the organism in Eukaryota, Viridiplantae, Streptophyta, Magnoliopsida, Rosales, Rhamnaceae.
GUCUUUUAACUCUCAAUCUUAAAGCAUUUAGCCCCUAUAUAUAAACUUAAGCUCACAUGGGGUAUAUGGAAAUAGGCACUAUUUUAUGCUCUCCUCCAUUCUUUCUGCUUCUCCGUUUCUACCAAAUUUCUUCAAUAAUAGUCCCACAUGAAGCAAAGUAAGCUGUUUCCCACUUGACCCGUAAAAGUUUCUGCUGCUUUUUAGCACUUUUAGAGGACCAUGAACUCAAAAGUUUUGAGUAUUGAGGACCAGACCCAGUAAAGAAAAAUGCUUUCAAAAUUGCCAAUUACCCACUUGAGGGCAUCACCAGGUGCUGCACAAAAUUAUGGGUUUUCUUCAGGUGGGGAGUUUUGCAGGUUUGGGUGUGCAAGGAGUUCUGCUGAUCAUUAUAAAUCUGGCUUCAGGCUUGUGGGGAAGUCUUUGGGGGAUAGAUGGAAGCUCAAUGAUAUCAAUGCUAAUGUAUUGCAAGAAAAGUUAAAUAUAUGGCUUGUGAAGACCCAAAAUUUUUUGAAUGAAGUAACAUCACCACUGGUAGGAACCGCUCAGAGUAAAAAGCCUGCUCCCAGAAAUGCUUUUGAUGCACCAGAAAUGGAGAGCAUAUUCAUGACAGAACAAACAAUUGAUAGCAGAACACCUAACGGAACUCUCUCUUUAGCUGCCAUUGUAUCCAUUGAGCAAUUUAGCAGGAUGAAUGGAUUGACUGGGCAGAAAAUGAUGAAAAUAUUUAAAGCACUCGUCUCUGAAUCUGUAUAUAAGGAUGCCCGUAAUUUGGUUGAGUAUUGCUGCUUUAGGUUCUUGUCAAGGGAUAGUUCCGAUGUUCACCCUUCUCUUAAGGAACCUGCAUUCCAGAGACUGAUAUUCAUAACAAUGCUUGCAUGGGAGAAUCCUUACUAUAAGGAGCUUGCUAAUGCUUCAGACCAAGCUUUUUUUAAGAGGAAGCUUGUUAGAGAAGAGGCUUUUGUUCGUAUAGCUCCUGCCAUUUCCGGUGUGGCUGAUCACUCCACGGCACAUAAUCUAUUUAAGGCUCUUUCUGGUGAUAAGAAAGGCAUCUCUUUGAGCACGUGGUUAACAUAUGUUGAGGAACUUCUCAAGGUGCAUGAAGGGCGCAAAUCAUACCAGAUUCGAGAAUGUCCCAACCUUUCUGAAGAGCGAAUCCUAUGCAUUGGUUCUAGCAGGAAGCGACCUGUUCUAAAAUGGGAGAAUAAUAUGGCAUGGCCGGGAAAACUUACUCUGACUGAUAAAGCAAUUUAUUUUGAGGCAAUUGGCUUAUCACAGCAGAAAGAACCUGCCAGACUGGAUCUUACAAGACAUGGGUUUCGGGUAGAGAAGGCAAAAGUAGGGCCUUUUGGUUCCUCUCUCUUCGACUCUGCUGUCUCUAUUUCAUCUGGUCCCGAAUCAAAAGCAUGGGUUCUUGAAUUUGUUGACUUGGGAGGUGAAAUGAGGCGAGAUGUCUGGCAUGCAUUUAUCAGUGAAAUUACUGCUUUGCACAAAUUCAUCCGCGAAUAUGGGCCAGAGGAUGGUGAAGAGUCAAUAUUUCACGUAUAUGGUGCUCACAAAGGGAAGGAUAGAGCUAUCACCAGUGCCAUUAAUAGUAUAGCUAGACUGCAAGCACUUCAGUUUAUGCGGAAGCUAUUGGAUGAUCCCACCAAACUUGUUCAGUUUGCAUACUUGCAGUACGCUCCCCAUGGUGAUGUUGUUCGGCAAACUCUAGCUGUAAAUUAUUGGGGUGGACCACUAGUCACAAAAUUUGUGGGCAAAGUUAGUCAACCAGCUCUAGAAGCAAGGCCUCCAAGUGAAAUUGUCGAAAGUAGCAACCAUGUUUUUGACAUAGAUGGAAGUGUCUACUUGCAGCAAUGGAUGAAGUCUCCAUCUUGGAAUUUUAGUGUUUCUGUUUCUUUCUGGAAAAAUUCCUCAUUAAGACAGGGGGUAGUAUUGAGUAAACAUCUUGCUGUUGCUGAUGCAACUCUUGUGGAAAGGGCAGCAGAAACUUGCAGAAAGAAAUCAAAGGUGGUCGAAAAAACUCAAGCCACUAUUGAUGCCGCAAUGCUUCAAGGGAUACCUAGUAAUAUCGAUCUUUUCAAGGAACUUCUGUUUCCACUGACUGUAACUGUCCAGAGUUUCGAAAAACUUAGGCGUUGGGAAGAGCCACACUUGACUGUCUCGUUUCUUGCAAUUGCAUAUACAAUCAUUUUCAGGAAUCUUUUGUCAUAUGUAUUUCCUACAUUUUUGAUAAUUUUGGCAUCUUCCAUGCUUACACUUAAGGGCUUAAAGGUGCAAGGCCGCCUUGGACGCUCCUUUGGAAAAGUUACCAUACGUGAUCAGCCUCCUUCAAAUACUAUUCAAAAGAUUAUAGCUGUAAAAGACGCCAUGCGAGAUGUUGAAAAUUAUCUGCAGAGUCUUAAUGUCACACUUUUAAAAAUACGUACAAUUACUCUUUCUGGUCAUCCCCAGGUAACCACUGAGGUCGCGGUGACCUUGUUAGCUUCAGCAGUCGUUCUCCUCUUGGUUCCUUUCAAAUAUAUUCUUGCCUUCCUUAUCUUUGACCUCUUCACACGGGAGCUUGGGUUCCGGAAAGAUAUGGUAAAGAAAUUCAUAAGCUUCUUGAAGGAGCGUUGGGAGAUGGUGCCUGCAGCCCCUGUAGUUGUAUUACCCUUUGAAAGUAACGAGUCAAGAUCAGAUCUUGAAAGAAUAGAUAACAAGGACAAAUUUAAAUUAGAAGAACCAGAGCAGUAGCAACAACUAUGUAUAGUUGAUAUGUAUUUAUAUAUUUUGAAAAGAGAAAAACAGAGAGAGAGAGAGAGAGAGAGAGAGAGAGAGAAUUCAAAUAUGUACAGAAUUUGGAGCAGAUUCAAUAAUAAUAUUCAUAUUCUUCUUGACCA